AUGGCCGAAACUGAAAGACCCCACCGUUCGUCAAGUAUUAACAGCAGCAGCAACAACAACAAUGCUUCUUCUUCUUCAUCUACCGAUCUAUUCAUUUGUUUCACAUCUCGUUUCUCAUCUUCUUCUUCCAUGCGUCUCUCUUCUAAAUCCAUCCAUAGUCCAGCUCGUUCCGCUUGUCUCACCACUUCUCUCAGCCGUCGUCUCCGUACCAGCGGUAGCUUAAAGAACGCUUCAGCUGGAGUUUUGAACUCUCCGAUGUUUGGUGCUAAUAACAGUGGAGGAGGAGGACGCAAGAGAUCUGGAUCUGGUUACGAGAAUAGCAACACCAACAACAACAAUAACAACAUAGAGCCGUCGUCUCCUAAGGUUACGUGUAUUGGUCAGGUUAGGGUGAAGACUAGGAAGCAUGUUAAGAAGAAGAUGAGAGCUAGAUCUAGGAGGAAAGGAGGAGGUGAGACUAGUUUCAGAAGAUCGGCUGAUCAAAACGACGGCGGUAGCGGUAGUGGUAGUGGUGGUGGAUGUCGUUUUGAUGCGACUGAGAAUCGCUGGGUUCAUCUUCCGGUGACUAUAUGUGAGUCGUUGAGAUCGUUUGGUUCCGAGCUCAACUGUUUCUUCCCGUGUAGAUCUUCGUGUAUGGAGAACAGUCAUCAUGGUGAUGGGAGCAGGCGGCGAGUUGAGAGUAACAACGACGGUUGCGGCGGCGGCGGCGGAGGAAAGUCUUGUGGUGCGGUGUUUACGAGGUGGUUUGUAGCGGUGGAGGAGACGUCGUCGUCGGGAGGGAAGAGAAGAGAGAUUGAGCUUGUUGUUGGUGGAGAAGACGAAGUUGAGGAAGAUAGACGGAGGAGUCGUCGGAGACAUGUGUUUGAGGGGCUUGAUUUGAGUGAGAUUGAGAUGAAGACGGAGAAGAAAGAGAGAGGUGGAGGAGGAGGAGAAGUUGGACGGAUGAGUAUAUGUUCACCGCCGAAGAACGCUUUGUUGUUGAUGCGGUGUAGAUCCGAUCCGGUUAAAGUGGCGGCGUUAGCUAACCGGGUUCGCGAAAGACAGUUGUCGUUAAACGACGGCGUAUACAGAGGAGGAAGAGAAGAGGAGGAAGAUGAUGAGAGAAGAAGAAGGUUUGAGUUGGAGAUUGAAGACAAGAAACGGAUCGACUUGUGUGAGAAAUGGAUCUCUGGGGAUACUAAUGUCGAGAGAGAAGAAGUUGCAGUUGUUGAAGGUGAAGCUGAAGCUGAAGCAGAGGUGGUUCCUCUGGUUUCAAAUCCAGUUACAGAGGAAGAAGAAAGAGUCCAAGUUCUUGAAGAUUCGAUUGUUGAAGCACAAGAAGAAGAAGGUUCGAAUUCGUAUGAGGAAGAAGAAAUUGAAGCUACGAUAUUGAAGAACAUUGAAGAAGAUAUCAGAAAAGCCAUAGAAGAAGAGGAGCACAUGGCUGAGAUGGCUGAUGAGGAAGAAUUAGCUGCGGUGGCUGAGGUCGAGGAAGAAGAAAGCAAAGAGGUUGCUUCUGUAACCACGGGAAACGAGGAAAGAUCCGAACAAGGAAACAGAGAACCCGACCCGAGUCCAGAAGUGGUGAUGAGAGGAGGAAGUCAACUUGAGAAGACGACGGCGACGCCGUAUAAGGUGUUACCGGAUUGUUUGCUGUUAAUGAUGUGUGAACCAAAGCUAUCAAUGGAAGUUUCCAAGGAGACUUGGGUUUGCAGUACAGAUUUCGUCAGAUGUUUACCAGGAAGACCUCCGGCGAAGAAGAUACCACCAGAAGCUACCGGAGAUAAUAAUAAUAAUAAUAAUCAUCAUCAUCAUCAACCCAAGAAGCGAAUUGUAACCGCCGUUGAUUCCAACGCAUCUUCUCGCCGGCGUUCAAUCGAUAAACCACCGUUACACCUACAGCCGCCACGGUCAUCGUGUUCAUACCCAGCAGCUCCACCGAUAAUAACGGCGGCUGCGGCGGUUGGUGAGCAGAAGGUAGCCGGAGCUAAUAAGGCGUACGAGCCACCAGUGCUGCCACGUUGCAAAUCGGAACCUAGGAAGUCAGCGUCAAAGCUUGCGCCGGAAGCUUGUUUCUGGAAAAACAGAAAGCUGGAGCCACAUCCUCAGGCAAGCGUCGGAGUCGGCGCCGCCGGAGUAGGGUUCUAGGAUAAGGGGGGACGUGAGUGGGGAAUAAAGAGAACUAUUUGGGUGUAAUAGUAAUUUCAAAAUACUAUAAGUCCUUUGUUUGUAAAUUUUGUUUUGCUUAGUCAUAAUUCAUUUCUUUCACUGUGCCAA
This is a messenger RNA of Camelina sativa (false flax), 2256 nucleotides long. RefSeq lists its product as uncharacterized. NCBI's taxonomy places the organism in Eukaryota, Viridiplantae, Streptophyta, Magnoliopsida, Brassicales, Brassicaceae. The record is from RefSeq and is a predicted model, not a curated record.